AUGCAACGUCAACCCGCUGAAAACCAUUCUCAAUUUCUCACUCUCCCGUCCUCCGGGGACUUCAUUGUUCAAGACAUAAACUACACGGACCAAACCAUACAAAUAAUCGACCCCGAAAACUGCCUCCCGAAACGGUUCCUUGACCAAGACAUGAGUAGGGUUCGUGUUACUCAACGUGAACAGUCCUUCACGGAAAUGUCCAAUUUAGCCAUUGAUCAUUCGUCUCCACAAUUUAUGAUGGGUCUUGAUGCAGCGACCAUCGAAUCGUAUCCGAAGACUGAACUUGGUGGGAGUGGGGAAUUGCCGGAGCCAAAUGACAAUACUUGCUCGAUAUGUUUGGGUGACUACCAGCCAUAG
Molecule: messenger RNA, 357 nt
Organism: Rosa rugosa (rugosa rose)
Lineage: Eukaryota; Viridiplantae; Streptophyta; Magnoliopsida; Rosales; Rosaceae
Product: putative RING-H2 finger protein ATL69
Exons: 2
Coding region: 1-357 (118 amino acids)
Source: RefSeq, a predicted model, not a curated record